UCGAAUAUGACUUUAAUUCUACCGCUCGUAUUAGUGUUCUCCGCGUUAUUUUUGCUGUACAAGUAUUUGACGCGGAAUAAUAGUUAUUUUCGUGACCGAAAUGUCCCACACCGCAAACCAAUUCCGAUUUUCGGUAAUCAACUGAAAUUAAUGUUUCAGCUGGAAAGUGCUCCGGAUAAUUUGAUAAAUGUCGGCAAUGAGUUUCGGAAUGAGCCGUAUGUGGGACUUUUUGAUUUUUCGCAACCAUCACUUUGCAUCCAAGAUCCCGAAAUGAUAAAACAGUUGGGCAUCAAACAUUUUGAAAAUUUCGUAAAUCAUCGAAUUUUUGGUGAAAGUAACGCUGAUGAGUUAUUUUUGAAUUCUUUGUUUAUGAUGAAAGACCAAAAAUGGAAGGAUAUGCGAGCGACAUUGAGUCCGGCAUUUACUGGCAACAAAAUGCGCAUGAUGUUCCACUUGGUGAAACAUUGUGCGGAAAAUAUGGUUUCAUACUGUCAUGAACAAUGUGGAGAUACUGAGAUAAUGACAGUGAAACCACGGGAAUUGUUUACAAAAGUAACCACAGAUAUAAUUUCCACGUGUGCCUUUGGUUUGGAAGUCGAUUGCUUGCGCGACCCAAAUAAUGACAUCUUCAAAAAUGCGAAAAAAAUACUCGACUUUGACCAUCCACUUCUCAUGUUUAAAUUUUUAUUCAUCAUGAUGAUGCCCAAAGUCGCCAAAUGGAUGAAGAUGUCAGUCACGCCGCACGAAACAACAAAUUUCUUCAAAGAUUUGGUCAGAGACACGAUUGCAUAUCGCAGAAAAACCAACACGUACCGUCCAGAUGUCAUCCAGCUGUUGAUAGAGGCCAUGGAUGGCAAGUUGAAGCAUGAUACAGAAAAAAAUGAUGAAGAUGCGGGACUUGCGACAAUUCAAGAGUCCGACAUUGGCAAAAAAGAUGGAAGACGUGACUGGACCGAUGGCGAAAUUGCUGCUCAAUGUUUCCUCUUUUUCUUAGCUGGCUACGAAACGACAGGGACUUUAUUGAAUUUCGCGGCAUAUCAACUAGCGGUGGAUCAGGAAGUGCAAGCGAAACUUUACGACGAAGUCCGAGAGACGGAAAAUAAAUUAAAUGGCGAAACUGUAAGUUAUGAGGAACUCAUGAAGAUGCAAUAUUUGGAUGCAUUCAUUUGUGAAUGUCUUCGAAUGUUCCCGCCGAUGGUCGCUAUUGAUCGAGUUUGUAAUAAAGAUACCACAAUUGAAGAUGGCAAAGGAAAUAGUUUCACGAUACCCAAAGGAAUGACCAUAUUUUUCAACACUUUUGGCGUUCAUUACAAUCAUAAAUAUUAUCCGAAUCCUGGAAAAUUUGAUCCGAAUCGCUUUUAUGGAGAAAAUAAGAAAAAUAUACAGCCACAUUUGUUCAUUAGUUUUGGAAUUGGACCACGGGCGUGUGUUGGUUCUCGUUUCGCAUUGAUGCAGAUGAAACUCAUACUUUAUUAUAUGAUUGCAAAUUUUUCAUUUGAGAUUUCCGAAAAGACGAUUAUUCCAUUGCGAUUUGCUAAAAGCGUGCGAUUCGAGCCCGAAGGAUGUGUUGUUGACUUGAAAAAACGUAUUAAAUUAGACUUGUUAUCAUGAUAAAGUAUAU
This is a messenger RNA of Culicoides brevitarsis, 1621 nucleotides long. Its product is annotated as probable cytochrome P450 9f2. Gene Ontology annotation, molecular function: monooxygenase activity; heme binding; oxidoreductase activity, acting on paired donors, with incorporation or reduction of molecular oxygen. Bases 7 to 1611 code for a protein of 534 amino acids. Lineage: Eukaryota; Metazoa; Arthropoda; Insecta; Diptera; Ceratopogonidae. The record is from RefSeq and is a predicted model, not a curated record. The transcript has 2 exons.